AAUGUGGAUGUGCAAUAAUGAAUUGUUCUUCUUUCCUUUAUUAGCAGAAUGCCAAGAACCAAACGACCACAAUUCAGCUGCAUCUUUGAAGAAAAUAUGGACGAAACACAAAGAUCAGAAGAACAAACACUUCGGCAAAGGAUGGAAGUGAUAAAGUCUAGGAAGUCAUCACGAAGAAAAGAAGAAACUUCUAGUAAUGACGAAGAAGUAGAAGAAGAAGGAGAAGAAACAGAGGAGGAAGAAGAAGGAGAAGAAGAAGAAAAGAAGGAGGAAGAGGAGGAGGAGGAUGAUGACCGAGAAACAACACAAAGGUUUUAUGUGCAGACAAGGAGUCUAAGGAGCAAAAAGAAACAAGAGUAUGAUGAAGACGAGGCCGAACAGCCAACGAAAAAGAAGAUCAAAAGGGAAAAGUCAAACACGAAAGAGGAAAAGACAAAGAAAGGGGAAAGGAGGAACACAAAGACAACAGAAAAGGCAAAGAUCCAGUGGAAGCAACAGAAAUGCACUCUAAGUGCUUUCUGGAGAUUGAUUGACACAUAUAGAGAGAAAAUACCUAAAGGGGCUUGGGAUAUUUUGAGUACUACUGUAUUUUGGGGGAUGAUCAGACCAUUCUAUGAGAAGAAGCUUACAGAAACUCAGCUCCACAAACAUGAGGCCGACUUGGAGAUUAUACUGAAGUACUUUGAUGUUAAAAAAGCCAAGUUUGUGUUUGGGGAGACAGAAAUGGAAAUAACAUUGCAGGACAUAAAUGAAUUGUUUGACCUGCCAACAACUGGUAUUGAAUGGGACCUGAGCAAGAAGGUGCUCAAGGAGGAACGGAAGGCAUCUUCGAUAUUUGACGUCAACAUGAGGAAAGAAACAGUAAUAAAACCUGAUCUGGAAAACAAACUCAGCAAGGAGCUCGGCAAGAAGAAGAACGCUGAUCCUAAGAUAAUUGCGGCACUGCUUAUCAUGUACCUCUUCAAUGCAUUCUUCUUCAGCAGGACAUCAACAACCUUGACAUGGGACCUCAUCAACGCUUGUGAAGACAUAGAUAACAUAAACAGUUUCAAUUGGGCCAAGAUGGUACUAGAUUUUCUGCUGGAUGGCCUUCAGAGGUACCGAACAGAUCAUCCAACGACUCUUUCUGGCUGCAUCAUUCUCAUAUAUUACUGGUUCUUGGAGAAGACCAAGAUCAGAAACUGGAUUCCAGGAAUGGAGGAUGAGAAACCGAGAUUUGUGAGGUGGUCGAUAAAGGAGCUGUUCAACCUGCAGAAGCUCCAUCAGAAUCCAGACUGGCCAGAGGAGUUGAUAAAAGAUGGGCCUUGGUUAGAACAUUGCUACAUCAACUUGUCGGAUACGGAGGAGGAGCAAGAAACACCAAGUUUCAACAACUGGGUUCCCCAAGCGAGCCAAGACGAGGAAGAGGAGACCAUAAGGCUUACUGGUAACAUGAAAGUUCUGCUAAAAGAAAUGGAUAGAGUGAUUGAAGACAAUGGUGAAAAACAGGAAAUGGAGAAGCAAAUGAAGAAACUAUUGGAAGCAAAUGAGGGGCUUGCAAACCAUAUUAGGGAGCUUUGGAAAAAGGUUACUGUUGCUGAUGAGAAAAUUGAGAGUAUGGAGAAAAAAAAUGACUGAGGUGAUGCAGGAAAACAGAUCGCACCAGAACCACAUAAAAGCUCUGAAGAAAUGUUUGGCGAAAGGAACCAGCAGGAACCCUGACCUGAAAAGCAGUGAGCAACAAAAUAAUCAACAACAGAUGAUGCAGGUGUCGACCGAGAAAGAUCACAGGAGGGAAUCUACGGGGAACUUUGCAGAAUAUGACACUCAAACACCAGUCAACGAAGAACCAAGGGCAGCAGAUCCAAUUAAUGCAUCUCCAAUAUCUUACAAGAGUCCAGAACGGGAAGUGUUUGAGGAUACACAUUUGGUCACACUAAA
This is a messenger RNA of Rosa chinensis, 1920 nucleotides long. RefSeq lists its product as uncharacterized. Lineage: Eukaryota; Viridiplantae; Streptophyta; Magnoliopsida; Rosales; Rosaceae. The record is from RefSeq and is a predicted model, not a curated record. The coding region runs from base 49 to 1617 and encodes 522 amino acids. The transcript is spliced from 3 exons.